CUCUCUCCUCGCUGGUUCUAUUCCUAUGUGUGUGAGAGAUAGAAGGGCGCCGCAAGCAUCUCAUCUUCGAGGACUUGGAAGGACUUGCACGACGAAUCAACCGAGAAAUUCGGCUGAAACGAACACAUGUAUAAACAGAUAAAGGUCUAGAGUUAUCAGAUAGAGAAAGAAGAGGCAGAUAUCUGGAUUGGAGUUAUUUUCUCUCUUGCCCUAAUCCUGAUCACUGCCUUUCUCUUUAACCAUUCCUUGUUGACACCAUUGCUAGAAUCGGAACCUUCGGAUCUCUUUUCACAGAACUGGAUGAUUAUUGGGAGUUAUUUCGCCUUUCUGGCAGAUUGUACUUGAUUAGGGUUUCUCCUCUUGGUUUUGGUCCUUUGGGGGGGGCGGAUCAAGAGGGUUUCUGGCAGGCCUGGCUGGGAUCCGCUUUUCUUGUUGGAGAUAUUGUCUUAUUUGUUGGUUUUGGGACUUGGUUUUUGCUUGAUGAUAGGGAUUUUUGUGGAGGCAUCGAAUAGGACGGCGGACUAGAUUUUACAGGAGUGUAGCUGUGAUUUGUACUCUGCUGCUGUUGAGUUUUGUUAUGUUGGUGUUUUCCUUGUUUAUGGUGUUUUGAGAAGCGUUUUGGGGGUAGCCAGAUACUGGAUUUUGUAUGGAAUGAUACCUUACCGAGCACAUGGACUCUCUCUAAUUAUUGAGAUACAGCUGUUUUUUUUGGGGCUGAAUUGAUCUCUUUCUCAUCUGUCCGCUUGGUUUCGCUUGGGGAGGAGGCUUUUGUUCUAGCUGUGAUUCCCUGAGACGAAAUAAAAAUGUUCUGAAGCUGGAAAUGAGUGAGAGGACAUGGUGGAUGGACAAGAACAAGGCUGCUGGUCCGUUUUUGUACUGGAACAGCUGUGCUGGAUACUAGUAGGAGUAGAUCGAGGGUCACCGUGCAAUGUCUCGUUGCUUUCCAUUUCCGCCACCGGGAUAUGAGAGGCAGCCUAGGGCUGAGAACCUAGAUUUGUUAGCAAAGGAAAAACGCAAAGAGAAGAAGCAUAAAAAAGAGAAGAAGGAGAAAGAAAAGAGAGAGCGCAAAGAGAAAAAAGAUAAAGAUCGAAGCAAAGAUAAGCGGAAGGAGAAGAAGGAUAGAAAAGAAAAGCACAAAGAUAGGAAAAAAGAUAAGGAUGUUGACAAAGGAAGGUCAUCUGAGGAUAGAAAAGAAAAUGAGGGUACUCACAACCGAGAAAGCUUGCAGAAGGCAGAAGAAGGUAAAGAUUCAAAGUUUGCAGAAGAGUUGGGCAAGAGAACUAGAGAUGAUGGAGCCGCAAAUCCGAUGGUGGGGAGCAUUACAAGCUCUAUUCAUAACAAAAUUGAACAAAUUGUUGUUUCUCGUCCUUCACUGGAGAAGGACAGAGCUACUGAUAAAAAGAUGUUCCCUUUGCAUGUUGGUUCGUCACAAGGAAAUGAUGGCAGCAGCCUUCCUGUUGAGAAUGCUGCUAAUUUUCCUCAGAGAAGAAUUGGGAACACUGCAACUUUCAUGGAUCAAGAAAAAAAUAAAUUGCAUGAAAGAUUCAAUGUUGGCAUCAAUACUGAUCAAAAUCGAAAUCAUGGAAUCUCUCGAUCAAUUGAAGGCUUUCCUGGGGUGGUUAAUAGGAAAACUGAAUACUCUACAGUUGGAAUGGAGAAGGAAAAAAAAUUGGUUUCAAAUUCUAUUGCUCCUGCAAAUAAUAAUAGAGGAAAACUUGGUGCAACAGUUGCGGCUUCAAAUUCAGCUUCAACUAAAGGAAAAAAUGAUGUAUUGGGCUUGUCACUGGACAAUCUCUCCUCCCUUCGUAGCAAAACUGAGCCUAUGGCUAAUUCUAUCAUUCAAAGUAGAAUGGAUGGCAUCGAAAAGGAAAGAUUUAAAGGCGGCGGAAUGUUACCACACCCAGUUACUUCAGCCAACAGUAGACAACAACAACAACAUCAAGCCUUUAUCCCACUACGUGGGGUCAACCAACAACCAAUUACUUCAGAGCAAAGAAGAAAUACCCCCAUUUUUCAGCCAGUACAGAAGGAUAGAAACCAGAAAGAUGAGGUUCCGAAAGGACUCGAGGAUAAAGAACAUACGGCGGCGAAGAAGAAUAAACGGAAGGAUGAAAAUAAGCAUAGUAAGGAGGAGGAGAAAAUAUUGGAGAAGCCUGCAAUGAUUGAAAAUAACAAAAUUAGAAGCUUUGGGAAGAAGGAUCAAAUAGACACUCUUAAUAGCAAGCCGUUAGCCCCUCAUAAAGACAGCUCAGCUGGCAUUAGAGGUGUUGAUGAAACCAGUAAUAAAAGGAAGAAUAUCAAGAUCAAUGGCUUUAUACAGGAAAAUGAUGCAAGGCCUAGCAAGAUACCAAGGAUGGUGGCCUCAUCCUCCCAACCUUUUUCUGGCCUUCCAGUAAAGUCAGAUAUAAUAUUAUUAGAUAAUAAGGAUAAAAGGAUAAAUGGCUCUGCAAAGUCUCAGCAGUUGCCCGAUGGGAACGGCGAAGUUUCUUCGAAAUCGCCUCACCCUGAUUCGAAGUAUCUCGACCAAAUAUACGCCGUACCAAAAAUGGAGCCAUGGUCGGCGAAUGAUGAUGUGGAAUGGCUAUUUAAUCGCUGUGAAUCUUCUCAGCAGAAGCCUAAGAGACAGGCUGUGAGUGAACAAAGUGCACCCCAGGUUUGGGCUAAGGCCUUACGGAUCGAAUCCGCCGAUGUUCUUGCUCUGCCCUAUGUAGUCCCAUUCUGAUCCCAAAGAUUGAUGAGAGAACAUGUAGAGGAAAAGGCAGGAUUGGUCUUUUGCCGGUUGGGGUUACCACACAAUUUUGAUUUGUAUUUCUGUAAAUCUUUUCUACUAAAUAGAAAUAUGUACAAUAGAGGGAAAAAAAUGGUUGGUUGGUUUGUGGGCAAAGAGAAAAACAGCGAUUAUUAUUCAUUUACAUCCUCUGCUUUGCAUAAUUUAAGCAAAAUUAGUUGUUUGAUUUUAUUCAA
Messenger RNA from Dendrobium catenatum, 2964 nucleotides. RefSeq names its product myb-like protein X. The transcript is spliced from 4 exons. NCBI's taxonomy places the organism in Eukaryota, Viridiplantae, Streptophyta, Magnoliopsida, Asparagales, Orchidaceae. The record is from RefSeq and is a predicted model, not a curated record. The coding region runs from base 929 to 2722 and encodes 597 amino acids.